UUUUUGUUCUUUGUUAUAUUUUUGGAUACCUCCGCUACUUUUUAGAUAUUCUCUCUCUAAAAUGGGCCAAGGUCGCAAGCGAAUAGAACGUCGAGACAAUCGCCGCAACCGUCGGCGAAGCAUAUCUCUGGACGUUGACAAUCUGGAUAACAAUGCUCUUUUAUACUAUAUGGGCUCUGCUGCAGUAAUCCGAAGUCGGAUGGAGGCAACCUACCAAUCUAAUGCUUCAAGGCGUUGCCUUACCCCGUUUCCAACUAGGGAAUUUCGGGAGGCCGGGCAAGCAACGCACUCUCACCCAUUACCUGGAUAUCCUACUCAAAAGCAGGCAUGCUCCACGUGUGGAAAGGAACGGAAUCCCUCUCCGACGAACGUGUGCAUGAAUCCGGAUAGCAUUCCUUUUGUUCCCACCAUUUCUUUGGAUCCCGUGUCUAGUGGUGCUCGUGACAACAACUACUAUAUUGCCGAGUAUAUUACUCGGACGUUUUUCCGCGAGGAUGUGAUCGUUCAAAACGAACGGAAACAGGAACUGAGUAUGGAAAACAAAAACAAGAUUCGUUCUAUCUUGAAGGACCUUUUGGACGCCGAACACAACACACAGCCCCUCUCUUCGAUCGUGUCCAAGGAUCCUUCCUUCAUCAUCUCUCUUCUUUUCGAAGAGCACAUUCCUUUUCUCUUUUCUCUCCUUCUCUCCAACUGUCUCCACGAGCGCCUCUACGGCGUCUCCGUGAACAUCGCCAUCAUCGACCUCCUCCUCUCCUCUCUCCCCUCCUUCCAGCUCUCCCUCCAAAAACAGCUCUACGAGUCCCUCCUCGACUUCCACGAGCAGGAGCGCGCGAGCCUGUUUCUGCCCGACGAGGAUCUCUACGUGCAAAGCACUCCCUACGGCCAAAUCCACCGCCUCGUCGAGCUCUGGACCUCGCUUCUUCGCACUCACUACGCCGCCUACUGCUCCGUCCUCUACGCACACACCGCGCCGCUCCGCCCCGGCGACGACGUUCCCGGGCUCUCCCCGCGGUUCCUCAUCGAUUCGUUGCUUCUGCUUCUUCGAAUUCGCGGCGUCGCCUCCAAAUACCGGCCCGUCCUCCUCGAGGGCAUGCUCAAGCUCUUCUACACCAGCCGCGCCGCGCUCUCGCGCUGCCUGCGCUGCCUCGCGGCCAAGUGGCCGAUCGGGAACCCGCGGAAAGUUCGCGUUUUUGGCGGGUGCGAUGUAGACGCUGGCCUGGCUCGCAUUGACGCAGGAUCUGAUCAAUAA
Blastocystis hominis is the source of this 1252-nucleotide messenger RNA. RefSeq lists its product as hypothetical. Lineage: Eukaryota; Bigyra; Opalinata; Blastocystidae. Bases 533 to 1252 code for a protein of 239 amino acids. The transcript is spliced from 3 exons. The record is from RefSeq and is a predicted model, not a curated record.